This is a messenger RNA of Desarmillaria tabescens, 2359 nucleotides long. RefSeq lists its product as uncharacterized. The record is from RefSeq and is a predicted model, not a curated record. The transcript has 3 exons. The coding region runs from base 224 to 2155 and encodes 643 amino acids. Lineage: Eukaryota; Fungi; Basidiomycota; Agaricomycetes; Agaricales; Physalacriaceae.
UCCGCGACCGAUUUUAUUCCGAGCUGAUUCUUGGAACUCGGCGGCACCGUAUGAAGCACGUAUAUCCAGCAGAGAUGAGGUGGUUGAGGCUCAGAAGGAGCCUCCCGUCGGGCGCACUGCGCAGAUUGGUAAGAGAUAGAAAUGCGCAUUAAUUCAUUACAAGUAAUCAUUUGAUUCAGAGGUGCCAGAGGUCGCUCCAGUCGCAGCUGAUAGCCAUUUGCCUAUGAAAUCGGUAGGGUAUUCGAUGCAACUUGAUGGUGUUGUCCCUUCUGCUCCAUCUCCCGCACGCACACCCGGCGAUUUGGUGUACAAUUCAAGCGAGCCUCGUGCCAAUGCAACGACCGCUACCGCCGAAACUCUAGGGUUCAUGUCAGAACCAGAGGUGGAGCGCAGUGUCAAUGAGACAAGACGUCUCCACAUCCUUAAACCCGAAGAGCAAACCAUUCAGUCAUGCCCUGUUGCGUCGUGGCCGGAUUUGACAACUAGCAAGAAACGGCAACGCUCCUUGGAUAGCGGCGAUCAGUCUCAAAUACCUCUAAACGCAUCACGCGACCCCGAAAAGCCUUUCGCUAUAUGUGAAGUGCCGGCUUAUCCGUCUCCUGCAGAAAGGCUUGGUGAAGGAAAGGGCGAGAUCGAUGGGGGCGUCUUGUCACAGGUCAAAACCUUCUUAGAAGAUCCGGAAGUCCAUUGCUUCUCGGACACAACAGCUUCUUCUAUGCCUGAACGCGGUUCUGAAACGCAACAAGAUAGAUGUCAGCAUCCCGAGCAACAUUUGGAGGGCUACGCUUGGAGGAUGGGUAGACCUGUGUCUGGCUGGAGGCGUGGACUCCUAGAUCAGUCCUUGUCCCAAAAGUAUAUUCCUCCGCCGGCCAGACGUUUUCCUCCUACGUUCGGAGAAAAGCCUGGCCUCCUGAUUUCGGAACAAAACAACGUCUAUACUUUCAAGCUUCCGCCUAUUAGACCGGUCCCUGGAUCAACCUCCCAAAAUGUCAAAGCCGCUCCAGAAGCUCAGGUGAAACAGCCCGUAUCAAAAGUGAAGUUGGAGGCGCCGCAGAAUACCGACGCCACAGACACUGGACGCGACAAGCACACUUUCGCUACAGAUGUGUUCACACCAGAAAUAACCAUACUUACGGAGCUAGAUUUAGCUUUAGGCAACUGCUUCGAACCAUCCAAGUCUCAGCUCAUGUCACUUUCCGACUCGAACUGCGUACUUCUUGAACGGAAGACGAUGUGCGGCGCUCUCUCAAGCGACAAGGUUGAGACGCCUGACCUGCUUCUUGAUUCACAAAAUAGCCUCUUGGUUAUGAUGGCUUCCCAAUCUAUAGACAAGGAAAACAGUUUGGACGGUAUUUCUUCUUUACCUACGCCUGGGCUAAGCAACCGAACGCUGUCUUCUCAACCUUCGCCAAAAGUGGUGGGUGCGCUACAGUGGCCUCCUCCUAGUACGAGAAUAGCCUCCUCCAUUCAUGAACAUUUUCUACCGCGUCAAGAUUCGAUCGAAGCAACGGAUUAUUCGCAUUAUCCGCCGCAGCCUCCUUCCAGCAGCUCUAGCCCAAACCUUUUUUCUUCCCAGAAUCAACCUCCGACAGCCUCUGUACAUGACUCAGCAUGCGCGCCUGUCCAGGGUUAUCACUAUGAAAUACCUGGCAUUCAUUCAGAGUUGCACCGCCAUCAUCCUGCCCAGUCUUAUUUUCGUCCUGAACUAACGCAAGAUUUGGUUGGUACAUCUGGGUGGAUCGCAUAUCCGAACUUUGAUGAUGACGUUCCGUACCUGAUUAACGAAAGAGGCAGCUUUGACAUUACCGUUAUGUCUCCACAAAACGAAACCCGAAAUCCUCCCCAAGGAGAGCCUCCACUUGUCAACUCUUUACUAUCUCAACAUUCUGGUUUCAUGCCAUACAUCUCCUCGCGGCAGAGCGUACCUUCUGGGCUUGCUUUCCGUACUCAAUAUCCCGCUGGACAAGAGCCUUCUUGUUCUUCUAGUGGAAGACAAUAUGUUAAUCUGCAAUAUCCGAUCGCGUCGUCUGUGCGUGCCUCAUCAUCGCGUCACCAGUAUGGCCAGUAUGACGGCCAGAAAGAAUUGUCUGCGGCUAGCUCUUAUCCUCUUAUUGCCCGCCAAAAUGGAAAAGGAUACUCUAGUCAAGACUUUUAAGUUCAGGCUACCGUUUUAACGCUUAUUCUUUGUCUCGGAUUCCUCGCCCGUACAUCUUAGCUAUCAAGCAACAUUCGCAUAGGACUGUUUUCAUCGUUUAUUUAAUUUUAACGACACAUGUACUCGGUCGCAGACAUCUUGGGACGAAAGCACAGCCACUCCCAGUCGUAAUUGAAAGCUUUUUGCGCCGCCUAGAGUACUUAU